Messenger RNA from Vigna unguiculata (cowpea), 874 nucleotides. RefSeq lists its product as uncharacterized. Lineage: Eukaryota; Viridiplantae; Streptophyta; Magnoliopsida; Fabales; Fabaceae. The record is from RefSeq and is a predicted model, not a curated record.
CUUUCUGAAAGCCUGUAUUUAGAGGGAGGACAAUCAAGUAAACUUGAUUCAUUCUCCCUAAACCCUAAAUUUGGUUCAUUCUCCCGACCAAAUAUUAAACAUGGGAAACUGUGGUAGCAAUCCUAAGACCGAUGAGGGUCCUUUGGACAUUCCUAAGCCUGUGACCCGAGAGGUUCAGCUUGAAAAUAAGGAGAGUGAAGCAAAUGUUGACACCAAGACUGAGGAAACCCUAACUGACGCAGAGAAUAAGUCUCUAAGAACCUUGCUUGAUGAGAAAGAAAAAGAGGCACAGAAGACAGAGGAAGUAAAGGCUGAAGCAAAGGCAGAAGAAGCUCAAAGUGGGGUGGCAAAGGUUGAAGAAGAGAAGCCAAAAGCAGAAGUGACAAAGAUUGAGGCCUAAAGAUGAACAAUAGCGUGCAUGCUUGCCUUAUAUUUUUAAUACACAAAUUUCUUCUCUUUAUGUUCAAUGGUCAACAAAAAUUCACUACAUCUUUUGUCUAAAUUGGCCAUAUGGAUUUUGGCUUCUUCGUUUAAUAUAAAAAAAAUUAAAAAUAAAUAAGGUUUACGUGGAUUAAGUUGGCGUUAACCUUAUUUAUUUUUAAUAUUUUUUUUUAUUUAAAUUGGUGUCAAUUUAGUGGACGCUAAAUAAGAUUAUCGUUAGUCUCAGGUUAGCCCACAUUAUUAGUGUUUGUCAGCAGUGGUCGAUGCUACUAUUUUAGCUUCCACCUUUUGAGUGUUUCUAUCUUUUCAUACGCAAAGUCGACACUUUGGCGUUGGUUUUUCUUUAGUUGUAUUGGCUUUUGGCCGACUCUAAUAUUAAUUUUCUUGUAGUGACAUGGAUAAAUUUUUUUGUAUCUUCUCUUUUACUUGUCAA